Messenger RNA from Psammomys obesus (fat sand rat), 1273 nucleotides. It is a transcript of the gene Mdh1b, whose product is annotated as malate dehydrogenase 1B. Lineage: Eukaryota; Metazoa; Chordata; Mammalia; Rodentia; Muridae. Gene Ontology annotation, molecular function: L-malate dehydrogenase (NAD+) activity. Gene Ontology annotation, biological process: tricarboxylic acid cycle; malate metabolic process; oxaloacetate metabolic process. The record is from RefSeq and is a predicted model, not a curated record.
GAGUGGCUGGAAGAGCUUUGUGAAAGGAAUGGGUGGGAUCACAGAACCUCCCCCAUUAUCUGGAGAGAGCUGCUGGAUCGAGGAGGCGAGGGCCUUCUUCUGGGAGGGUACAAUGAGUUCCUGGAACAUGCCCAGCUUUACUAUGGUGUCACUUCCAGCAUGACAACGGAGCUGAUGAUGCUAAUUGCUGAAGAGAACCUGGAGACACACAUAGAAAAAGAGUUGGAGAAAGAGAGCAUGAAUGAUCUCAUCAACCCCUUAGAGGUCUGGAUUGUCAGUGCAAGUACUAAUGUGUGCAACCACCUAAUCCCCAUCUUGGCAAGUGGAGACGUAUUUGGGGUGGACACAGAGAUCAGCCUAACCUUCUUUGACUGGGAGCAGACAGAAAACUGCCUGAUAAGUAUAGUGAUGGAAACUCAGGACUUGGCAUCACCAAUUCUCCGCAGUGUCUCCUACUGCACAAAUAUUGAAGAGGCCUUCUUUCAGGCCCAAGUCAUCAUCUUCCUGGAUGAGAUCACAGAUGAGGAAGUGUUCAGCCUGGAAGGAUUCCUUCGAAGCAGGGUACCACUGUGCCACCUCUAUGGUUACAUGAUGGAGAAAAAUGCUGACAAAUCUGUCAAGGUCAUUGUCGGAGGGAAAACGUUUGUGAAUCUUAAAACAGCUUUGCUCAUGCAAUAUGCCCCUAACAUCGCAAGCAACAUCGUUGCAGUGGCACUGGGUGUGGAAGGGCAAGCAAAAGCAAUACUGGCCAGGAAGAUGAAGACGAGCCCGUCCAGCAUCAAAGAUGUGAUAAUUUGGGGUAAUAUCACUGGAAAUAACUAUGUUGAUCUGAGGAAGGCCAAAGUUUACAACUACGAGAGUGCUAUUUGGGGGCCUCCUGGGUAUUAUCACUCUGUGUUGAACUUGAUUUUUGACAGUGAGUGGGUAACAAAAGAAUUUGGGAUGACGCUUGAAACCUUGAGCACAACUGGCAGAGAGUUUGGGUGCAUUUUGGCUGCACACAGCAUAACCACUACUAUGAAGUACUGGAACUAUGGCUCACCACCCGGAGAGAUUGUUUCCUUGGGGGUAAUGAGUGAAGGCCAGUUUGGUAUUCCUGAAGGGAUUGUCUUUUCUAUGCCCGUAAAAUUUGAGAAUGGAACUUGGGAGGUUCUUACAAAUCUCGAGGACAUUUCACUGAGUGAGAAGACAAUAAAGAGGCUCGCAGACGAUCUGAUUCAGGAGAAACUUAUUGCAAUGGGAGACUUAUUAACCUUCCAGCCAGUUGGAGAAG